AAUGUCUGGCUAGGUCACAUUAUCUUACCCUUCAAAAAAUACCGGUUUUACUUGGGUGUUUUGUCAGGGAGUGACUUUAUGGCAGAUAUAAUGGGUCGUUAAGUCUCUCGGUGUUAGCUAAUUAGCAAAAAGUAGCUCGAGAUAAUUUUGCACACCACACUUCGCCAGCAAGGGAACGGGUAGCAGUGAUGCUAGCUAACGUUAGCAGUCGGUCGCGGUAAAGGUGGCCGUUAAAUCUUCAUGUGUGGGUAAUUCCGAGUACAACUCGACGCGCAUUUUAUUGUUCAACCUUCGACAUGUCCAAAUUGGCUCGCCUAUAAUAGUUAUCCUGUGUAUUAGCCAAAGUUAGCAUUAGCGUAACGUUAAAGCUUGCGUUGAGUGAAGCACGAGGUCAGGAGAUCAUGCGCGGUGCUAACACGACAACGUGCUAAUUUUACGUUUGGGGACGAAUUAAAGGGGAUUUUGCUUUAACACAGACGCUGUUUACACGUUUCCAAAUCAACUUUACAGUGAAUAAAAUGGACGAGUGGGAAGAAGAGGGAACUACCACUAGUACUAUUGCACCAACCAGCCAAGGAGAUACCUGGAACACUGGUGGUGGAGAAUUUAGCAGGGGUCGUGGUGGAAGAGGCAGAGGCAGACAAGGAGGAUUUAAAAGCUCGUUCUCCUCAGGUGGUGAUGAGAAUGGGAACGAUCAGGACACUUGGAACCAUGCAGGAGGAGACAGAGGUGGUUUCAGAGGGAGAGGAGGACGCAGAGGGCGCGGCAGAGGAUUUGGCGGGACGGAUGGCAGUGAAUUCAGUGGAGAUGAUAAUGGAGUGUGUGAAAAUGGGUUUAGAGGAGGAAGCCGAGGAGGAAGAGGCGGCAGAGGUUUCAGACAAGGUGGUGACCAGGGUGGCAGAGGAGGCUUUGGAGGAGGCUACCGUGGGAAAGAUGAGGAGGUCUUUGCUAAAGGGGAUGACAGAGAUCCAGAGAAGGAUGCAGGCGAUGGUGACAAGCCAAAGGUCACGUAUAUUCCCCCGUCCCUUCCCGAUGACGAAGACUCCAUUUUCGCCCACUACGAGUCAGGCAUCAACUUCGACAAGUAUGAUGACAUCAUGGUGGACGUCAGUGGAACCAACCCACCACAGGCCAUCAUGACUUUCGACGAGGCAGCGUUGUGCGAGUCCCUGAGAAAAAACAUCAAGAAGUCUGGUUACGUGAAGCCGACCCCUGUGCAGAAGUACGGCAUCCCCAUCAUCUCUGCCGGCAGAGAUCUCAUGGCCUGUGCCCAGACUGGAUCUGGUAAAACGGCUGCGUUCCUGCUCCCCAUUCUGCAGCAGCUGAUGGCAGACGGUGUGGCAGCCAGUAGCUUCAGCGAGCUGCAGGAGCCUGAGACCAUCAUCGUGGCCCCGACCAGAGAGCUCAUCAACCAGAUCUUCCUGGAGGCCAGGAAGUUUGCCUUUGGGACAUGUGUGCGUCCAGUCGUGGUGUAUGGUGGAGUCAGCACUGGACACCAGAUCAGAGAGAUCUGCAGGGGCUGCAAUGUGGUGUGUGGAACACCAGGGAGGCUGUUGGAUGUGAUCGGACGAGGAAAGAUUGGGUUGAGUAAGCUGCGCUACUUGGUGCUGGACGAGGCAGACCGGAUGCUGGACAUGGGCUUUGAACCUGACAUGCGCCGUCUGGUGGGCUCCCCUGGAAUGCCACCCAAAGAGAGCCGCCAGACUCUGAUGUUCAGCGCCACCUACCCCGAGGACAUCCAGAGGAUGGCCGCCGACUUCCUCAAGACUGACUAUUUGUUCUUGGCUGUGGGUAUUGUGGGCGGAGCCUGCAGUGACGUGGAGCAGUCAUUUGUGCAAGUCACCAAGUUCUCCAAGAGGGAGCAGCUCCUCGACCUCCUCAAGACCACUGGAACGGAGCGCACCAUGGUGUUUGUGGAGACCAAGAGACAAGCUGAUUUCAUCGCCACUUAUUUGUGCCAGGAGAAGGUUCCAACUACGAGCAUCCACGGGGACCGUGAGCAGCGGGAGAGAGAGCAGGCUCUGGCUGACUUCCGCUCCGGCAAAUGUCCCGUCCUGGUGGCAACUUCUGUCGCUGCCCGCGGUCUGGAUAUUCCCGAUGUACAGCACGUGGUGAACUUUGACCUCCCCAACAACAUCGACGAGUACGUCCACCGUAUUGGGAGAACUGGCCGCUGUGGGAACACUGGGAGGGCGGUGUCUUUCUACGACCCAGAUAAUGAUAACCAGUUGGCCCGCUCUCUGGUCACGAUCCUGUCCAAGGCUCAACAGGAAGUGCCCGCGUGGUUAGAGGAGUCGGCGUUCAGCGGCGGGGGCGGAGGCUCAGGCUUCAACGCCCCCAGGAAAAGCUUUGCCUCCACAGACUCCAGGAAGGGAGGAUCUUUCCAGGACAACAGUGUGAAGAGUCCUCCAGCUGCUCAGACAGCUAACGAUGAUGAAGAGUGGGAAUAGAGGACGAUCAGAUCAGAGCAGCACUCAUUCGCACAUUGACCUGAGUUAUUUUUCUUUUCCAGUGUUCAGCUUGUUGGAGUUUUAUCUAAAUAUUUGU
Messenger RNA from Epinephelus fuscoguttatus (brown-marbled grouper), 2547 nucleotides. RefSeq names its product DEAD (Asp-Glu-Ala-Asp) box polypeptide 4 (gene ddx4). Gene Ontology annotation, cellular component: P granule; nucleus. The record is from RefSeq and is a predicted model, not a curated record. Bases 519 to 2450 code for a protein of 643 amino acids. Lineage: Eukaryota; Metazoa; Chordata; Actinopteri; Perciformes; Serranidae. Gene Ontology annotation, molecular function: ATP binding; RNA helicase activity; RNA binding. Gene Ontology annotation, biological process: cell differentiation; gamete generation. The transcript is spliced from 22 exons.